UUUUAAUAUUCCAGUGCUCGAAAAAAAUAAUAACCCUAAGCCUAAUCCCAAUUCAACAGAAUCAGAAUCCGAUCAAAACCAGCAUCAUCGACCUCUUUGUUCAUACGCUCCGGUGAGUCAAAUUGACCGUUAGAGAGAGACAGAUGGCUAGUGCUGGAGAAAAAAGAGGUAGGGAUGAUGUGGAUGAUAAAUUGAAUAACACGGUGGGAGUAACUUCUUCUGGUGAAGAUGAUGACGACGAUUGCGAUUCAGAACCAGCUUUUAUGCGUCUCUUUAGGAAGAAACUCACUGAUGAAGAACUUUCGGAGUAUUAUAGACGGUCCUUCAGCAGCAAUGGAUUUGAUGUUCCCGAGUUUGGAUGUGCAUUAGCUGGCGGAAUUAGACCCAUGAAGCUGGGUGGAAGAUAUGACGAACUCGUGAGCGAUUUUGCUAAGCAAGCCUUGCAAGUCUACAAUAACCAAAAUAAUGCGAUUUUUGAGUUUGAUCAUCUUGUCAAGGCUAAUAUCCAAGCUGUUUCCGGCUUUAUGUAUUACAUUACUUUUACUGCAUGCUCUGGGGAUAAUGCGCUUCAAACCUUUUGCAGCAAAGUAUGGCAAAAAGUAAUGAAUAAGGGAACAGAAGUUAAGUUUUGUGUGAUGGCAAGUGAUUAAGCAGCAGUGUAUGUCAACUGUUCAUCACUCACAUACAAGUUGAAGUGAAAUAUCAAAGUCAUUAUACUCUGCCUGCUAAGAAGACUCAAGGAAAUCUUCAAUAAACGGGUUAAUUUCCUGUCAGACCGUCCAUCAACAUAAACAAAUGGCUCCAAUGGAAUCUUGAUGAAAUUAGAUUUUAACAUUGACAAAUCAAGUGUCUUCCAAAGAAGUGGAUCGCAGCAAGCCAUGCGCCACGCACUACAAACAUGAGCUAUGCCAGCCGUUAACUCGAAGAUGUCGAGCAGCUGAAAAAUUUUCACCAAAAUAUCUAUGUCCAGAUCCUCCCAUCUCCUUAUGCUAUAAUCACCAUCUUCCAUUAUGCCAAUUUCCUAAGAUUCUUACUGAAUUUCAAUCUAUAAAAAAAUACCAACAACUAGUUCAAAACACUAAAUUGAAAAAGUAUACAGGAGAACAUAUAAACGAAAAUAUACAUAUUUAUAAAUAAACAGAGUGGGACAGCAAUUAACAGCAUCAACACAUUGUCAAAUAUUUGGUUGUCUUCGACAGUGUAGUUAAAGGUGGCAAAAGGCACGGCUAUGCCUUUUUGUGAGGUCAUAAGCAGCAGCCUCUUCGUGGGCACAGGGGCACAGCUCAGAUGUUAUUUAUGUUUAAGUUUAAUUAGGUUAACUGUGAUUUAUUUAUGUAUUUAUAUGAAGUAGCAUGACAUAUAUAUUUAUGAAAAUGUCAUUGUGGAGGAUCUUAUGAUCCAUGUUAUGUUCCA
Arachis stenosperma is the source of this 1413-nucleotide messenger RNA. RefSeq lists its product as uncharacterized. Bases 144 to 650 code for a protein of 168 amino acids. Gene Ontology annotation, molecular function: cysteine-type endopeptidase inhibitor activity. The transcript has 5 exons. Lineage: Eukaryota; Viridiplantae; Streptophyta; Magnoliopsida; Fabales; Fabaceae. The record is from RefSeq and is a predicted model, not a curated record.